AUGCUCUGCGUUUCCUUUGGGGUCGAUUGUCCAAAUCGCCGCCCUGGCGGCAGCGCCGUUUCACACCUGGCCAUCCGCAACGUACGAAACGCGGUCGAUGCGAGAGGCCUCAUCUCGAGACAGGCCGCCAUCGCCGCCUGUCCGGGCUACCGCGCGACGAACGUCGUCGAAACGGAAACCGGCCUGGCCGCCGACCUCGAACUGGCCGGGACCGCAUGUGACGUGUACGGGAAGGACAUUGAGCGCCUGAGGCUGCUUGUCAACUUCGACGACGCAAAUCGCGUGCACGUCAAGAUUGAGGACAGCGACAGGAUCGCCUACCAGGUUCCGGAGAGCGUCUUUCCUCGUCCAAGCACGGCCGGCUCUGUGCCUGCCAAUCAGUCCCAGCUCGAGUUUACGUUGCACGAGGAUCCGUUCUCCUUUACCGUCAAACGCAGAGGCACGGGGGACGUGCUGUUCGACUCUUCCGCGGCGCCGCUCAUCUUCUCGGACCAGUACGUUCGGCUCAGAACCUAUCUUCCGGACAAGCCGAACCUGUACGGGCUCGGCGAGCACUCGGACAGUCUACGACUGGGCACCACGAACUACACGCGCACGUUCUGGGCCCGUGACGCGUACGGAAUACCGUCCGGUACAAAUCUGUACGGCACUCACCCGGUCUACUACGACCACCGUGGCAAGAAGGGCACCCAUGGCGUCUUCAUGCUGUCUAGCUCCGGGAUGGACGUGAAGAUCGACGGAACCAGGUCUGCUGGACACUAUCUCGAGUACAACAUGCUCGGGGGCGUGGUCGAUCUCUACUUGUUCGCCGGCCCAACUCCUCUGGAAGCCUCCCAGCAGUAUAGCGACAUCGUGGGAAGGCCUGCCUUGAUGCCGUACUGGAGCCUGGGGCUCCAUCAAUGCCGAUACGGAUAUCGCGACUACAUAGCCCUUGCGGAGGUCAUCUCGAACUAUUCUGCCGCAGGGAUUCCGCUCGAGACGAUGUGGGUGGACAUUGAUUACAUGUUCAACCGCUUCAUCAUGACGACGGAUCCGGAUCGGUUCCCCAUGGAGCGCAUGAGGGAGAUUGUCAGCUAUCUGCAUGACCACGACCAGCACUUCAUCGUCAUGGUCGAUCCUGCCGUUGCAUAUCAGACCGAACGGGAGGCCGGUUUGGAAUACAAGACUUUCACCCGCGCCCGCGACGAAGGUCUCUUCCUGAGCAAGAAUGGGUCGAUAUUCAAGGGCGUGGUUUGGCCUGGGGUGACAGCUUUCCCCGACUGGUUCAAUCCGAGCACUUCGCAGUACUGGAUCGACCAGUUCGCGGAGUUCUUUGAUCCCCAAAGUGGAAUUGACAUUGACGGGCUGUGGAUUGACAUGAACGAAGCAGCGAAUUUCAACUCUUUCGGCGACGAUCCUGAACAGGCGGCCGUGGAUCGAGGAUUUCCACCCCCCAGAGCGCCCUUGCGCUCACCACCGCGCGCGUUGCCUGGAUUCCCUGCGGCAUUCCAACCGAAUGAUUGCUCGCCAUUUCCUCCUGAUGACCAAGGCUAUUCGCCGCCGUGGCUAGCAGGAGACGCCGCACCGAACGCGAAGAGAGGCGUGUCGCGUAUCACACAAUGGUUUAGCAUGAUAUUCAAUUGGCGUGCCGGUGCAGCCGACGCUAGAAAGUCCGGCUCAGAGCCACCAAUAUCCGAGUCUGGCGCUCCCGUGAAAGGCUAUCGGGGUCGGAAUCUGCUCGAGCCAGCAUAUCGGAUCAAAAAUGAGAACAACAUUACCGCGUUCGGCGGUCUGUCGAACUUCACUAUCGACACGGACGUGGUACAUUACGAUGGCCAUGUUGAACUUGACGUCCAUAAUCUAUACGGCUCAAUGAUGAGCAGGAUCUCCCGCACCGCGAUGGAGGCUCGACGGCCGGAACGACGGCCGUUCAUCGUUACCAGAUCGACCUUCGCGGGAGAUGGCAGGAACGUUGCGAAAUGGCUAGGCGAUAACCUGAGCACAUGGGAGCACUACAGACAGUCCAUCCAGGGCAUGCUCAAUUUUGCCACCUUCUUCCAGAUGCCCAUGGUGGGAAGUGACGUCUGCGGGUUUGGCGGAAACGCAACGGAAGCCCUCUGCGCACGAUGGGCGACUCUCGGCGCUUUCUACCCAUUCAUGCGCAAUCACAACGGCGACACCUCCUUGCCGCAGGAGUUCUACAUCUCCGAGACUGUUGCUUCAGCGGCCAGGAGCGCUCUGGACAUGCGCUACCGCUUGCUCGACUACAUGUACACCUGUAUCUACAAGCAAAAUCAAACAGGCGCGCCGGUGCUAAGUCCCUUGUUCUACAAGUACCCUUUCGACGAUGACGUGUUUGGCAUUGAACUCCAAUUCUUUUGCGGAGACCACUUGUUGAUCAGCCCCGUGACCGAGGAAAAUUCAACGAGUGUGGAGAUGUACUUGCCAGAUGACUUAUUCUACGACUUUGUCACCUACAAGCAAAUACGUGGCCAAGGCACGAAGAUUACCCUCAAAGAUGUUGCACUCGAUCAGAUCCCAGUUCACGUCAAGGCAGGGGCUAUCAUUCCGAUGCGAAAUUCGAGCGCGAUGACCACCAGGUCCUUAAGGCAGCGGGAUUUCCACAUUCUUAUCGCGCCUGAUGCGGCGGGCAAGGCGAGCGGUGAUCUCUACCUUGAUGACGGCGACAGCGUUGAGCAAGCCGGUAUCUCCAUGAUCGAAUUCACGUGGUCAGACGGUACAUUGACCGCCGUUGGGUCCUUUGCUUACAAGCCCGCUGCCGAACGUGAGAGUAGGACCAUCUGUCGAAUAACUAUCCUUGGCAUUUCGUCUGCUCCUGCCGCUGCUCGAUUGGAAAAGAGCGGGAAUGGGGAGGUGGGCAUCCAGACGAUCUAUUCCAGCGACUCACAGAGCCUGGAACUGAACUUUGCGGACGGCGUUGAGCUGGACGCUUCAUUUAAGGUGGUGACGUUGAUGGCAUGA
This is a messenger RNA of Verruconis gallopava, 2961 nucleotides long. RefSeq lists its product as uncharacterized. Bases 1 to 2961 code for a protein of 986 amino acids. Gene Ontology annotation, molecular function: hydrolase activity, hydrolyzing O-glycosyl compounds; carbohydrate binding. Gene Ontology annotation, biological process: carbohydrate metabolic process. NCBI's taxonomy places the organism in Eukaryota, Fungi, Ascomycota, Dothideomycetes, Venturiales, Sympoventuriaceae. The record is from RefSeq and is a predicted model, not a curated record. The transcript has 4 exons.